This is a messenger RNA of Cloeon dipterum, 2933 nucleotides long. RefSeq names its product lethal (2) 37Cb (gene l(2)37Cb). The record is from RefSeq and is a predicted model, not a curated record. Gene Ontology annotation, cellular component: intracellular anatomical structure; catalytic step 2 spliceosome. Gene Ontology annotation, molecular function: RNA binding; ATP binding; helicase activity. Lineage: Eukaryota; Metazoa; Arthropoda; Insecta; Ephemeroptera; Baetidae. Bases 107 to 2851 code for a protein of 914 amino acids. The transcript is spliced from 13 exons.
CACACCCACGAAUGGCCGAUAAGAUUGUUUACUAUCAAAAGCAACAACUGGAGAAAAAUUUGUCUUUUAAUAUCAAGGGUUCCUGUUUGUAGCAUCAUUGAGAAAAAUGGGAAAGCACAAAGAAAAAUCUCACAAAAAAGACCGGGACCGGCAUGGCGAAGGAAGCAGCAAAAGAAAGCGCGAUUCUUCCCCUGAGGACGAGUACGCUAAAAUGGAGAAGGAAAGGCUGCGCGAUCUAAAAGAGCGAGACGAGUUUGCAGAGCGUCUCAAACAGAGAGAUCAGGACAAAACCAAGAAAAUUGCGGACAAAACCAAUACAAAGUCGUAUGAAGAAGCAGCUAAGAGGCUGAAAAUGGAGGCUUUAGAUAGAGAUAGCAUGUUGCCUAAGUUGAGGAUUGAAUCAAGAAGGCAGUACUUAGCGAAAAGGAAAGAAGAAAAGGUUGACGAGUUGGAGGCUGAUAUCAGAGAUGACGAGUACCUCUUCGAUGAAGGAAGUUUGACGAAACGCGAACGGGAAGAAAGAGAAUACAAAAAGAGAGUUUUGCAUUUGGCCAAAGAGCAUGACAAAGCAAGAGAGCUGGUGAAUAUACAGAGGUAUCACAUUCCAGAAGGAAAGAAGGGAGAGGAAGAAAAAUAUGUUGAGGUUGAUGAACGAGAAAAAGUCCCUCACUCAGAGCAGAGAAAAUGGGAGGAAGAGCAAAUGUCAUCUGCACAAUUCCGGUUUGGCGCAAAGGACGCAGCCAAGAAACGGUCUCAGGAGGACUACGACAUGAUUUUGGAUGAUGAAAUUGAGUUCAUCCAAGCCUUGCAGAAGCCUGGAAACCUAAAAAAAGAUGACAUUGAAGAGAUAUCUGAAACGAUGAAAAAGAAAAUGAGCAUUGAAGACACUAAGAAGAGUCUGCCAAUUUACGCUUUCAGAGACGAUCUAAUCAAGGCCAUCAAAGAACACCAAGUGCUUAUCAUUGAAGGAGAAACAGGCUCUGGAAAAACGACACAAAUUCCUCAAUACCUUCAUGAAGCAGGUUUCACAGAGGAUAAAAAGAAAAUUGGGUGCACCCAGCCCCGACGCGUGGCUGCGAUGAGUGUUGCAGCUCGAGUGGCUCAGGAAAUGGGAGUGAAGCUGGGAAAUGAGGUUGGAUACAGCAUUCGGUUUGAAGACUGCACAUCAGAAAGAACUAUGAUCAAAUACAUGACAGACGGAACAUUACACAGAGAAUUCCUAUCAGAACCUGACUUGCAAAGUUACAGUGUCAUGAUCAUUGAUGAAGCUCACGAAAGGACUCUGCACACUGAUAUUCUCUUUGGCCUUGUGAAAGACAUUGUUCGGUUCCGGACAGACCUGAAGCUCUUGAUCUCGAGUGCCACCUUGGAUGCUGAAAAAUUUUCUGGCUUCUUUGAUGACGCCCCAAUUUUCCGGAUACCAGGCAGAAGAUUCCCUGUAGACAUUUACUACACGAAAGCUCCUGAAGCCGACUACAUUGAUGCCUGUGUUGUGUCAGUGCUGCAAAUCCACGUCAGUCAACCUCUUGGGGACAUUCUUGUGUUCCUCACUGGCCAGGACGAAAUCGAGGCUUGCCAAGAGUUGCUGACAGAGCGAUCCAGGCGGUUGGGAAACAAGAUCAAGGAGCUGCUCAUUUUGCCAGUUUAUGCAAAUUUGCCGUCAGAAAUGCAGGCAAAGAUAUUUGAGCCCACCCCACCAGGUGCUAGGAAAGUUAUCUUGGCAACUAAUAUUGCAGAGACUUCUCUGACAAUUGACAACAUUAUUUAUGUGAUCGACCCUGGAUUUUGUAAGCAAAAUAACUUUAACUCAAAAACUGGAAUGGAAUCAUUGGUUGUAGUUCCAAUUUCAAAGGCUUCUGCAAAUCAGAGGGCAGGCCGUGCCGGUCGCGUUGCUGCUGGAAAGUGUUUCAGACUCUACACCGCCUGGGCGUAUGCCCACGAGCUGGAGGAGUGCACUGUUCCAGAAAUUCAAAGAAUCAACCUCGGCAACGCUGUAUUGAUGCUCAAGGCACUUGGCAUUAGAGACCUAAUGAAUUUUGAUUUUCUCGACCCGCCUCCACAUGAAUCUUUGGUUCUGGCUCUAGAGCAGCUUUACGCAUUGGGUGCCCUCAAUCACGAGGGUGAGUUGACCAAGUUGGGGCGCAGGAUGGCCGAGUUUCCAGUUGAUCCUAUGAUGGGCAAAAUGCUCCUAGCUUCAGAAAAGUACAAGUGUUCAGAAGAGAUUCUGACCAUCGCUGCAAUGCUGUCCGUGAACAGCUCACUGUUUUACCGCCCAAAAGACAAAGCAAUUCACGCUGACACUGCAAGGAAGAAUUUCAAUGCUCAAGGUGGUGACCACUUGACUCUUUUGAACGUCUACAAUGAAUGGGCUCAAUCAGACUACUCUACACAGUGGUGUUUUGAAAAUUACAUUCAACAUAGAUCGAUGAAAAGAGCCAGGGAUGUAAGAGACCAGCUCUCAGGCCUAAUGCAGAGGGUUGAAAUAAAGAUGGAGUCAAGUCCUUCCGAAACAAUCAAUGUUAGGAAGGCUAUUACUGCUGGGUAUUUCUAUCAUAUUGCGAGAUUGGGCAAAGGUGGGCAGUACAAAACAGCAAAGCAUAACCAAACGGUCACCAUUCACCCCAACAGCAGUCUAUUUGAAGAGCUCCCCCGAUGGGUGCUCUACCAUGAACUGGUCGUCACGACCAAGGAAUUCAUGCGACAGGUGACCGAGAUUGAAAGCAAAUGGUUGUUGGAAGUUGCGCCUCAUUACUAUCAAGCUAGAGAACUGGAGGACUCUACAAACAAGAAAAUGCCCAAGGUAGUCGGCAAGUCAAAGUCUCAGUUAGCAGGUGCUGCUGGCAUGUUGUGAGUAAACGAUGUUAACUUAAAUUGAUAUUCUGAAAAUUGGUCGUUAUUUUUUCUAUUAAAUGAAAUCAGAUCAAUGAGAGAAA